Molecule: messenger RNA, 4336 nt
Organism: Mauremys mutica (yellowpond turtle)
Lineage: Eukaryota; Metazoa; Chordata; Testudines; Geoemydidae
Gene: HOOK1
Product: hook microtubule tethering protein 1
Exons: 22
Coding region: 108-2273 (721 amino acids)
Biological process (GO): cytoplasmic microtubule organization; cytoskeleton-dependent intracellular transport
Cellular component (GO): cytoplasm; centrosome
Molecular function (GO): dynein light intermediate chain binding; microtubule binding
Source: RefSeq, a predicted model, not a curated record
UGCGCAUUGUUUUGGGCGUAAGUGAGGUUAGUGGAUUGAGCUGGUUACGUAGCGCUCCUGAGAGAGGAGCCGGCCAGCGCUCGGAGGAGCAGGCCGACACCGCCGCCAUGGAGGCGAAGCCCAGCGAGCUGCUGCUCUGCGACAGCCUCAUGCUCUGGUUGCAGACAUUUAAUACUUCUGGACCCUGCAAAGAUGUUCAAGACUUGACAAAUGGUGUUGCAAUGGCACAAGUACUUCAUCAAAUAGAUGUUGCCUGGUUUGAUGAAUCAUGGCUAAGCCGUAUUAAAGAAGAUGUUGGUGACAACUGGAGAAUAAAGGCCAGUAAUCUGAAAAAGGUUCUGCAAGGAAUUAUGGACUACUAUCAUGAGUUUUUAGGUCAGCAGAUUUCAGAAGAACUUGUUCCUGACUUAAAUCAGAUAUCUGAACAUUCAGAUCCUACAGAGCUGGGCAGGUUACUGCAGCUUAUUUUAGGUUGUGCAGUCAACUGUGAAAAGAAACAAGAACAUAUACAAAAUAUAAUGACCCUAGAAGAGUCUGUUCAACAUGUUGUUAUGGCUGCUAUUCAAGAGCUCAUGAGCAAGGAAAUACUGAGUUCUGUCACAAGUGAUACAUCUGGUGAAAUGGAGCAACAGAUGAAAAGAGCCUUUGAAGACCUUCAAGAAGCACUAGCAGAAAAAGAAGAACUGAAGCAAAGAUGUCAAGAACUAGACCUGCAGGUGGCUGCCCUUCAAGAUGAAAAAAACAGCUUGAUGUCUGAAAAUGAGGUCAUGAAUGACAGAUUAGACCAGUUAGAUGGCUCUCUUGAUGAUCCAAAUACUGUUGUUGCAAAAAAGUAUUUCCAUGCACAGCUGCAGCUAGAACAACUGCAGGAAGAAAACUUCAGGCUUGAAGCUGCAAAGGAUGAUUAUCGUGUUCACUGUGAAGAUCUGGAGAAACAACUGAUUGAGCUGCAACAUAGAAAUGAUGAGUUGACCUGUUUGGCAGAAGAAUCUAGGGCCCUAAAAGAUGAAAUUGACGUUCUUAGAACUUUUGCAGAUAAGGCAAGUAAACUGGAGUCAACAGUUGAAGUGUAUCGUAAAAAACUGGAGGACUUGAAUGACUUCCGCCGACAGGUGAAGUCUCUGCAAGACACCAACAUGAUGUAUAUGCAUAAUACAGUCAGCCUAGAGGAAGAGCUAAAGAAGGCAAAUGCAGCACGUGCUCAGCUGGAAACAUACAAAAGGCAGGUCCAGGAGCUUCAUAACAGACUUUCAGAGGAGUCCAAAAGAGCUGAUACAUUAGCAUUUGAAUUGAAGCGACUGGAAGAAAAGAAUGAAGCUUUAUUCAAAGAAAAAGAGAGACUUAUAGUACAGCGUGAUGCUCUGAAAGAAACGAAUGAAGAGCUCCGGUGUUCUCAGAUGCAACAGGAUCACCUGACUCAAGCAGAUGCAUCUGCUGUAAAAAGUCAUGAGAAUCUUGCUGCUGAAAUUCUACCAGUGGAAUACAGAGAAAUGUUUAUUCGACUGCAGCAUGAAAACAAGAUGCUUCUCUUGCAACAAGAAGGUUCAGAAAAUGAACGUAUUGUAGAACUCCAGGAACAGCUAGAGCAAAAGCAUCGGAUGCUGAAUGAACUGGAAACAGAAAAAAGGCUAAGCAAUGAGCGUAUUGGAGAGCUGCAGCAACAGAUUGAGGAUCUCCAAAAGACUUUGCAGGAGCAAGGAUCCAAGACAGAAGGAUCCAGCAAGCUGAAGCAGACGUUAGAAGCACAGAUGGAAAAACUGAAUGAAGUCCAUGAUGAGUUACAGAAAAAAGAGGCACUUUUUGCAGAGUUCCAGCCAGAUGCAAAUCAGAACUCUCAAAAGAUUGAUGAGCUGGAGGCAGCUUUGCAUAAAAAAGAUGAAGACAUGAAAGCAAUGGAAGAAAGAUAUAAAAUGUACCUGGAGAAAGCAAGAAAUGUGAUAAAAACCUUAGACCCCAAACUAAAUCCAGCAUCAGCAGAAAUUAUGUUGCUGAGAAAGCAGCUACUAGAGAGAGACAAAAAAAUUGAAGCACUGGAGAGUGAAUGUAAGAUUGCCAAGUUGCGUGAUUAUGAAGAAAAGCUAAUUGUAUCUGCAUGGUAUAACAAGAGCCUGGCUUUUCAGAAGCUCAGUAUGGAAUCCAGACUGAUGGGUAGCAGUACCUGCAAAGACCCUGGGUCAUGCCCUCCUGCACGCUCUUUCCUAGCACAGCAACGACAUGUCACCAACGCCAGACGGAGUCUCUCUAUUAAAGUACCUAAUGCAACAUCGGAUUAAACCGCAAAGGAAAUGUUUACACUAAAGUGUCCUUAAAAUAUUUUGUGGCUUCCAUUGUAACUACCUGACCGAGGAAGAGGUUGUGAUGCUGGGCUUCAGCUAUUUUAACAUCAAAACUUAUUGAAUACACAACAGUAAAUUAAUUUGGUGAAUGGUUUCUAAAAAUCAUCGGCACACGUAGUCUACUAAAAACUGUUGCGCCAGCAACCUUUUCUAAAAAACAGCACCUAGAUGGAAGUAGAUUUGAAUAACUGAAGUAUGUGUUUACAAGCACAGCUUUAAAGAUUUAUAUUUGUCUUCAUAGUAUAUUGUAUAUAAAUACAAAAAUUGGCAAUAUAUAUUAUAUUUAAUAUUUUUAGUCUGGAAUUGACUGAUUUUUUUUUUUUAACAGAACAGUAAUUUUUGGAAAACAUCAGAAAACUGAUAACAUUAGGUAUAUUUGCUGGAUCUUUAUAACAUAAAGAAAAAUCAGUCCUUUGGCUAGAAGAGUCCAUAGUUUUAAAAGGAUGCAUUUGUGAAUCAAGAGAAUUUUGGCAUUCCCAAACUGUUUAGUGACUUCAGGACUUAACUUUUAAGACAGAAGAUAUAUCACUAUCUCAGUCAAGAAGCAGAAAGUUUCAAUCUACUUAAAAUGGUAACUACUUAAUUUGUUUAAAUUUGUAUAUAUACUUCUUAAGGAAAACCUAUCUUUAACGUUCUGAAUUCACUAAAGCCAAAAAGUCUGUCUGUUUGAAUUAAUGUAGUAGUCAAUAAUGUUUUUUAAAAAAACAACACCUUUAAAAUGUAGUUGUAUUAUAUAAUUUUUAUUACAGUCUUUGGGAGGGGGGAAAUCCCUAAUAUUUAUUCAGUUCAGUUAAACAGCUGUGUGCAUAGAAAUCACUCUUUCUCAUUCCUCAGGUUUUUAUAUAUUUUCUUAACUACUGUGAACUAAUCACUUCAAGCAGACAGGCUAAUGGAGAGAUCUUUGCGCAUGGUUAGUAACAUAGAUUGGCAUGGAAAAGAUAAAGGUAGAAGACAUCCGGUAUUCCAGACCUCGGAAGAUGAACAUAGCUAGAUGGAUUGGUGUGAAAUUUAUCUGUAUCAUUAAAUUUAUUAAAUGUAAUUUGGGAUAUUGCAGAUUAUGUAUUUUAUGACUUCUAAACCAAACUUUGUACUGUGGGAUAAUUUAAGCAUUAUACCCAGGUGUAUAGACACUCUUUCCUUAAACCUGUUAGAUAAUUUUAACCAGUAGCUUAAAUAAAAAAUUUGUUUCACACCUAUCCAUACAACACUUCAGUUGACAUUUGUUUACAAAAUGGCUAUUUUCACAUCAACAACUUACAAAAAAGCACCUUUAAAAAAGAUUUUUGAAUUUUCCAUUAUCUUUAUAAACUGACUAGACCCAUUUGUUACAUCAAUAGUAAAAUAACACCGUGAAUAAAGUCACAGCAGAUUUAAAAGAAACCUAAUCUAGCAAACUAAGGUAAAGAUGUGAGGCUACCAUACCUAUAGUAUAGUAAACAUCAUAUGCUUGGAUUAAAAGAAUGUGUGUAUCUUUUCAGUAUUAAAGCCAUAUUAAUUUGAAAGCUGGACUCAAUUUUGCUUGCAAAAUUCAAAAUUAGGUCUUUUUGAGUUUGUAAUGAAAUAUGAAUUUUGAAUAGCUUUGCAUUUCAUUAGAUACUUCACAAGCCUCUAAAUAAGGCUUAUCAUUUGAUCUCUUGCUGCCCUAAGGUCCUGAUAAUUCUGGAACUGGACCUCCCGCAUGAUUCUACAGGAAAAGUCUGUCCACUCGUUCAGUUUGUGUUUCUUUAAAAAAGUGUUUUGCUCUCUACAGUAUUAUAAAUAUCGACAUUCAAUUUGAUUUCCUCCUAAAAUGUUUAUCAAUAGAGAAAGCUGAAAUCUAACCGUAUACUACACUUAUUUGUAAUAAAUAUUCUAAUUGAAUUGUUGUUGUUUUGUCUUUCAAGUUCUGUCCUGCAGAAUUGUGUGCUUCUGUUGAUGUCUCUUACUGAUGCAUUGAUAUUGCUGGAUUGUGUUUUUGUAUGUUUCUAAGCUUUGAUUGCCUACUAUUUGAUUGAAAUGGG